AUGUCGGCCGAUGAAAGAGUACCGGCCCUUGAACUCGACCCUGUGCACAUGGCCUCCAAGCUCCCUAUGGCCCUGCGGGCAGAUGAGCUGAGCCAAGCUAUUCCAGGAGGUGGUGGAAAUCUGCAGAUUCUACAACAGGCUCUCCUGGUUGCUCAGCAUUUGUCCCGAGACAUAGGCAGUGCCCAAGGUCCACAAGUUCGAAUUGCAUCCUCCAAAUUGGUCGUGGUUCCGAAUUCUCCAGCAGGUGCAGAGCCGAUAUUUGAGCUGCCACUGCUGUUGUGUCACAUUUGUUUAGCCGAAGACCGGCUUGCAGUGGCACCCAGCACCACUGGAAAGUACUCUCAGCUUUGUGAUGUUUGGAUCCUGAAGGUUCAUGGCGAUGCAGCCAGGGCCCUGAAGAUCCUUGCAAAAUAUGGGGCGGUGCGCUAUGACCUUUCUGCUGUUUAUGUUUUAGGCUCGAAGCUCUCCAGCGGCAGCAUGUCAAGCGUUUAUCGUGCACAGCUGCAUGCCUCAGAGGAUCCCUCUGAAUCGAACGUGAAUAUGAAGGUGAUUCCAACCGGUGGACAGCAAGCUGAGAAGCGAGUGGCUCAAGAGUUGGAGCUUCAACUUGCUGCUCAAAGCCAUUCCAGUGUCACCAGGUUACUUUCUGUUUUUCAGGUGUCAGACCAUCCCUUGGGCCCAUGCUGUGCAGUGGCCAUGGCCUUGACCUCCCAGAAUCUGUUCGAUUGGGUGUUCAGCAGCAGCGCCUCAGAGCCCUUUGCCGCUGGAAUCAUGAAGGGCCUCCUCUCAGGCUUGCACCACAUGCACCAGCAGGAAAUCUUUUAUCGGAACAUCAGCCCCGAGACUAUCCAGCUGGCUCCGGACCUGAAGCCGACCUACUCAGACUUCAGCCUUGCGACGCGCCUGGCGGAGCUGAAGCGUCGUCCCAUCCAGCUGGGAUAUCCCGGGUACACCGCACCGGAGAUUUUACUGAACAUGGAGCCAACCCUGCAAUCUGAUGUCUUUGCAGUGGGAGCUGUGCUAUUCUUCAUGAUGGCGAAGCAGCAGCCAUUCUCAGAGCUAGAGGUAGGAACUGCGGUCAACAGUUGCAUCAAGCAAAGCAUCCAGCUGGAUCAAUACGAAGACUUCCAAGCAAGCCACGAUUUGAAAGAAUUGCUGGAGGGACUCAUGGAACGCUCGCCAUUGGCCCGCCUUGAUGCCUCCAGGGCGUUGAAGUUUGCAUUUCUGAAUCAGGCACUGACGCCGUCUGCCCCUGCGGGCGACCCCAAUGCACGCAGCCAACGCCUGCGGCAACGCUUUGUGAAGUUGCUUCCGGCAGAUCAACCUGGUGGAAGCGCAGAAGUUGGAGAUGAUGCACCCCCACAGGAGGAGGUGCCAAUAAACUGUGACUGGCGCCUUUCUUUUUCAGAGCCAGGGCGCCACGAGCCCUUGGUCUUCCGGCGCCGCUAUUGGCUUAGUGGUGGAGUCACCAAGAGCCGCUUGCAGAUCAUCCCCUUCAAAGAGAUCAAGGACCUAUCGGAGGCCAACUACACCAUGUGGCAAACGCUUGAGUUGGACGGCUGCUUACAGGUGUCACUAGACGCUUUGGAUGAGGAGCCAGUAGAGCUCUACUCCCCGCCCACAGAGCUGCAGAUGACCCACAGAAACAGCAGCUUAAGGUCAGGGCCGGGACCCGAUCGGAUUACCACAACGCAACUCCGUGCUCCAGAGCUGCGGAGCUGCUUUCACAGACAAACUUCUUCAGGGUCCAACAAGAAUCUUCGGAUUGACAGCACUUCCCUAUCUCCAGCAAAGCAUGGCCAUGGAGAUUCAGAUGAGCCUGCCAGGGGACAGCCCACGUUGUGGAUGCAACAUCAAGCCCAACCUGCAGACCAGAAGGUCAAUCGCGACAUGUUUGGCACCUGUGCCUUUGAGAAUCGGAACGGUGAAGACGGAAGCCGGCGGCGCCUUGUGAAGAAGUUGGGCGUGGGCGAUCAGGAUGAGGAGGAUUUCGAUGAUACGGCCUCAUGGCAGUCUUGGAGGUCCGAAGCCAUGCUCUCAAGUGCAAGCCGCGCCUCAAGGGGAAGAAGUGGCAGCAUGGCAAGCUGCAUUAGCAACGCCAGCGCUGCAGCCAUGAAGGAGCUCUUAAUGCAGAGUGAUGAUGAGAGUGAGAAAGACAUGUCCGGAAGCCAUGCAGCUCUGCACAGGGGAAGUGGCCUCCGCGGCUCGUCUCCCCAACAGCGGCUUUCGCUUCCACAGGACACUGUGAAGCGCCAGAUGAUGCUGGCACAUCCGCAGCCUCUUCCGAUGCCACAGCGGGAUGUGCCCACCUGCCAAUUUACCAAGGCUGAUGGUGGUCGCGGACGUCGGAUGGUGAAGCCAGUGGGUCAAUUGAACCUGCCUGGAUCAGAGGAGGAACCUAUGAAGGACUUCUCAUGGGGUUCAAUGGCUGAUAUGGGGCGAAGCAUGAGCCAGGCUAGCAUCAUGAGCGACGUGAGCUUUGCGGUACACCCAACUCCCAGUGGUGACAUGAUGAAGGUAGCAUUCUUCAGUAUGCUGGUGAGUGCAAGAUUAUAUAGCUUUGCAGUGCCCAGGAGCUUUUACAUGCUGACAUUUCGCCUGGAGGGGAGAUGGUAA
Durusdinium trenchii is the source of this 2616-nucleotide messenger RNA. The record is from the annotation of a GenBank genome assembly. NCBI's taxonomy places the organism in Eukaryota, Dinophyceae, Suessiales, Symbiodiniaceae.